Messenger RNA from Pectinophora gossypiella (pink bollworm), 1194 nucleotides. Its product is annotated as aldo-keto reductase AKR2E4-like. Gene Ontology annotation, molecular function: oxidoreductase activity. The coding region runs from base 107 to 1135 and encodes 342 amino acids. NCBI's taxonomy places the organism in Eukaryota, Metazoa, Arthropoda, Insecta, Lepidoptera, Gelechiidae. The transcript has 9 exons. The record is from RefSeq and is a predicted model, not a curated record.
GUUAGUCGACUUAUCUACAGUUAAAUCGACAACACAACAAAAUGUUCUAAGUGAGUAGGUGAGUACAAUAAAGUUGUUUCAUUCCGUGUUUACAAGUUGAAUUAAUAUGUUGUUCAUAAAAAGUUUGUUUUUGACUGCUUCAUUUGUUUGUGUGCUGUGUGAGAAUAAAGAUGGUGGCAAAGCUCCAAGGUUACCCUUAAAUGAUGGAAACUCCAUACCAGCCUUAGGUCUGGGCACCUUCUUGGGAUUUGACGAGCAUGGUCAGAAAGAAGUUAAAGAUGGUGAGGUGGAGCUUCCAGUGACAUUAGCACUCAAUGCUGGAUACAGGUUGUUCGAUACAGCUCAAGCUUACAAAAAUGAACAUCAGGUCGGCAAGGCGGUGCGAGAGUCCUCAGUCCCAAGGGAAGAUGUUUAUAUCGUCACAAAGCUGGCUUCCAACAAACAAGAUAAACCGGUGGGGUCGCUAUUUGAGUCCCUAAAGGAAAUGAACUUGAGUUAUGUGGACCUGUAUUUAAUCCACAACCCUGUUGCUUUUACCCCGGACGAGAAAGCCUACGCCAUAAUAGACUACAAGCGUACCUGGAAGGGCAUGGAGGUGGCCAAGAAUAACGGCCUGGCCAGGUCGAUCGGCGUGUCCAACUUCAACAUCAGCCAGUUGGAGCGCCUGAUGGAACACUCUGAGAUCAAGCCAGCAGUUCUGCAGGUGGAGGUGAACCUUAAUCUAGCCCAGGACAAACUGUUGGAGUUCUGCAAGGAGCACGACAUCGUUGUGAUGGCAUACACGCCCUUCGGAGGGUUGUUCGACAAAACCACUGAGUCUCCUCCUCCCAGGGCCGACGACCCUGAGUUAGUCAAGAUUGCCGAGAAGUAUAAGAAGAGUACUCCUCAAGUCGUGCUGAAAUAUCUGGUACAAAGGGGCGUUGUGCCUAUUCCAAAAUCGAUCCGCAAGGAAAAGAUCGAAGAAAACAUUAACAUAUUCGAUUUCGAACUGACUCCUGAGGAAAUGACGACUUUGAGCAAGUUCAAUAAGGACUACCGCACUGUCAACCCAUCAUUCUGGCAGGACCACCCUUAUUAUCCCUUCGAGAAGACAGACACCCCCGCUCCGGAUCCUUUCAAACGAAACAAGGAAUAACAUUUUAUUUUUUUUUAAUGUCGUUGACUUGACGAGUUGAAAGGAAUAAUAAGAUAUUA